Molecule: messenger RNA, 2192 nt
Organism: Didymodactylos carnosus
Lineage: Eukaryota; Metazoa; Rotifera; Eurotatoria; Philodinida; Philodinidae
Source: the annotation of a GenBank genome assembly
CUGGAAGGCUAAUAAUUUUUUCAUAACCUUAGUUUUGAUUGUAGAAUCCAAAAAUAUAAUAAAAAGUAUAUGUUAAAAAAUUUCAUGUUACGGCCUUUCUUGCUCUCCUCACGAUUCGUCUCUUAAGCAGUUGAGGGUAAGAAAAAUUAACUAUUAUAUAUUAUCCAAUAAAACAAAUAUGAUUAGACAAAUUUUGGUGCAAGUCUAGGAAGAAAAGCCCCAAAGCAUAAGCCAUGAAAGGACCGUUAGAGUCAAUAAAAAAGAUCGAGUAGAUCGAUGUGUUCUACUUCUACCACAGAAGAUUGUCUGUCUAGCAUUUUUUGCUGUAACAUACAAUAAGCGUAUUUCAGCUUUGUCCUUCGACCGACUUCUUCUAUGAGCCUGUUGUUUUUUUAAAAGAUACGUCGUAAAAUUCUUCACCAAGAUCGUCGAACAGUUUUAUCGAAAAAAAGUGAAAGUAACAAAUAAGGUGAAACGUUCAACAUUCUACAUUCAUUUUAAAUCAUUCAGAAUUUUUUUCGACAGUUGUACCAACAUUAGAAUGAGUUGAAAUAAGUUUUUAAGUACUCUGAGAUGUGCUCUUUCUUAUUUGAUAUAAUAAAAUAUAUUUAGGCACAGUAAUAGACGCAAUGAUUAAAUUUCUUAAAAAAAGAAGAAAUAUACGAUGUACAAUCGCUAUUCAGAAACCACGAUUUUCUGAAAUAUUUGAUAUUUGCCAACACCUUUUGCGUUGACGAGAACCAAGUGCUACGGCUUUUUCUUAAGAGCUACAGAAUGGUUCAUUAAUUCUUCUUACGACACAGAGUUGAAACACAUAAAUUUUAAAAAGCUCUUUCCCAAAACAUGUUUGGAGAGUAACAUGUUUUCGUUUCGAUCUAGUAAGAUCAUAUUUUCCAUAUUUGCUUCUGGUAUGUUUGGUCGUUUCAUUACCAACAUGUCCAAAUCCUUUUCCAAGUAGCUGAGCGUUUGACUAAUUCAUCUGCGAUGUUGACUGCUACCAUAAGACACUGAUUGAUACAUCCUUAAGCUGUUGAGGGUAAUCAUAUAAAGAAAAAUUAGCUAUUAUAUAUUAUUCAAUAAAACAAAUAUGAUUAGACAAAUUUUGGUUCUUCAUGAGAACCUCUUGACUUUUCAUGUAUACCUAAUGUAUAGCAUAUUGAGAUCAGCACUUAUCAAAACUGAUAACGAUAUGCUCAGAAACCUACAUAAACUAUUUACAGUAGUGUGUCUGAUAAAAUGAUGACAUUUAGAAACUGCUCGACCUAUGCCAAUUAUUCGUCGUUCUAAACUUCAUCAUGAUAUCUUCGAUUACAUGUCGAAAUUCGUUAAAGUGACUAUCGUAUACAAGCUUAUCGAUCGUUUUCAUAUACCAUUUUGAUAAUAUUCUCGUUUACAGCGAGGAAACAAUGUAACAUCCAUACUGUUUUCACUUGAAUAAAGCUAUAUUACCUUCACACGUGUUUCGGUGAUGAUUAGUUUGGUUAAGCGCUCAGAAAGUUCAAUUUUAUUGACUACGUCCGAUGAUUUAUAUUCUCUUCUUCGAGUGAUGGGUUCAGAAUGUUAGAUUCCCUACGUCAGUGAAGUAAUAUUAUACAUUUAGGUCAUUAACGUAAUAAGUUAAUGACCUACGUUAAAUAAAAUGCUUUCGCUUGUUCAGAGGCUGAAACUCACAAUAAAUAACUCUUGAGAAUUGGUCUGAAACUAUCACAGAUCAAAGCUUAAUCUGCCUUCUGAAAGAACAAAAUUUAUUCUCAAAUACAGGAUAUCAAUUACGCACAUUGAUGAACAUUUCUUUUAGUGUUGAUGUUUCGAUUGAUGUCGUGAAAAGUUUGCAAUUGCUGCAACUCCACUUUUGUUCGGAAUUUCUUGAAGCAACUUCAUCAGCACGCUGGUUUCAGGCCCACAUGACAUGUGCCCAUCUAUACUUUACAAUGUUUCUGGAUCAUAUAAAAAGCAUUUGACAACAGGCAUCCAUCUCUACUUUAUGUUAUUGUAGUUAUUCAUGGUUUUUAUGUUGUUUAUGUUAUUCAUGGUUUUUACGGUAUUUGUGUUAUUCAUGGUUUUUAUGGUAUUUAGGUAUUUAUGUUAUUCAUCUUUUUUAUGCUAUUUAUGUUAUUCAUGGUUUUUAUGUUGUUUAUGUUAUUCAUGGUUUUUAUGUUGUUUAUGUUAUUCAUGGUUUUUAUGGUAUUUAG